This is a messenger RNA of Aricia agestis (brown argus), 1215 nucleotides long. RefSeq lists its product as uncharacterized. The coding region runs from base 80 to 1174 and encodes 364 amino acids. The record is from RefSeq and is a predicted model, not a curated record. The transcript is spliced from 3 exons. Lineage: Eukaryota; Metazoa; Arthropoda; Insecta; Lepidoptera; Lycaenidae.
GCCACACGCCACCGGCCACAUCCAGGCUUGUCACGCGACAUUCUCGCCGACAAAAAACGACGAAGAAAGUUCCCCAAAAAUGUUCUCAUUCCUGUGCCUUCUAUUUCUCUGUUCCAACGCGGACAGUGCGACCUACCAGCGCUACGGGGAGUCCACACAGUAUCCGAGCUAUACGACAAACGCCAACCUCUACAAUCAAAACCAGUAUGGAUACAAAUCAAGCUAUGGGAGUGAUAUCGCGCAGUUUCCGGAAGCGACCAGGUACCCGAAUUAUAAGCCCGGAUACUCGACUACGAAGCCCGACAGUAGCUUGCAGUCCGGGUUUCCCCCGAGCUACAAUAGCCGGGUAACCCCUGGGUACGGUUUCGGGCAGAGCUACGGCUACGGGCAGAACACUGGCAGCUACGGGCAGAACACUGGUAGCUACGGGUCCAACUAUGGCUCGGGGUACAACCAGGACUACUCUCAGACCUACGGCCAGGGGUACACCUCGUACGAGACCCCUUUCAUGAAGUACAACCGCGAUUACUGCGUGAACAGGUCCCCUCAGACCGGGAUCUGGGUGGACAGCCUCAAGGGGAUGUGGUACGGGGUGGAGUUUAUCCAGCAUCUCGCUGGAGACGCGAGGGUGGACUACGUGCAGAGCUGCAUCGUGGUACACAUCUCGGAGCCCUUGGACAGGCCAUCUACGGAGACGCAGCUGUUCCACGUGCAGCACCUGCACGCGAAGUUCCGCCAGGAGUACCGGCAGCUGCGGCUACUGUGGGACGAGGCGGGACAGACCAUAGAAUACAGUCUCUACUUCCGCAACGACUCCGCUGGUUACUGGCAGGCGUUUAAUGGACAGAAUGGGACCUUGACGACAAAGUCGGCCUACCAGCAGUUCAGUGGAACCGUCCAGGUUCUGAAGGCAGUCAACGACCAUCUCCUUCUGAACUUCUGCCAAGAGGGAACCCCCACUUCUCCGGCCCAGCUCUACUCUGUUCUCUUCUCGAGGGAUGCGGGGAGGAUGGCCAGAUGGGAGAUUGACGCUGUACACGCUCUGUUACAAAACAAGAAGUUGUCUGUGGCCUCUCGAAGAAUGGUCUGCGGAAAUGGCGCGGGAAAAAUUGUCCAGAAUCUAUCCUACUUGUUAAUUUCUUAUUUAAUAUCCUAUCUCAUUAAAUCUUCAUAAUGUUGGCAAAAAUUAAAAUACCUCGGAUUUAUAAGGUACUA